CGCGAUAGAUCAGCAGCGCCAUGAACGGGAUGAGGAAGCGGCAGAAAGGCCCGGUUGCGGCCUCAGCAGCUGCCUCCAGCGCUCCUGCCUCGGCCAAUCAGCUGCCCCGUUUGUUCGACCUGCCCCAGUGCGUCGAGCGAGUCGUCUUGUUCCCUCUUUGUGGCGCUGACGGCCUCGCUCUCUUUCGGCACACAUGCCCCCUCGGCGGCCAGCGUGUGUCGGAGGACUACAUCAAAUCGCAAAUCGACCGCCUGAUGGUCACCAAGGCCAUCAACAACAUCGUCAGCUAUCGGGUGCCGCGGCGGGUGCGGAGGGACCAGCUGCGGCCGAUGGACUUCCUGCUGCGGCUGCUGGUACACACAUGGACGCACUCCGACUCUCAUUCCAUCUCUUGCGUCUAUCGCUCCUUGGCGUCUGUGUGUGUCGGCAGUAUAUCAUCGAGAGGAGCGGCGAGUGGGCAGCGAUGGUGCCAAUAGUGAGGGUGGCGAAGCAUCUGGGGCGGGUGGAGCGGCUGCCGAUAGAGCUUAGCAGUGCUGAUGUGGAGGCGGUGGGCAGCCGGGCGGUGUUUGAGGGGCGGUGUGAGGCGAUGCGGCAGCUGUCACUCAUCCAGCGCCAUCUCAUUAUGAGGCUCGAGCGCGAUGACAACGGUGAGGAGCGGCUGGAUGGAGAUCGGCUCACCGUCCGCACCCUGCAGACGCUGCCGGCCAACAGCCCCUUCCGCGAUAGAUUCGACCCGAACGACCCCGUGUGUCAGUAUGACGGUAAGGGCGGGAGGGAUAGAUGUGGAGAGACCUAUGGGUGCCUGUGUGUAUAUGUGUGUUUGUAGAUGCCGACUAUGCUUCAGUUCGCGACGCUGUGUUGUAUGAGUGAGGAAAAUGAGUAGAAUGACACAAACGAACUCACAUAAACAGAUUGGCUGCGCCGCUGUGCCAUGGUGUGUCUGACCAGGAUGCGCUCGGGAGCGUCGCAGGUCGCGUUCCAGUAUGUCCAGCGGCCCAACAAUGCCACACGGUUCAGCCGACUCGUCAGUCACACACCCACACACACACACGAUUGCCUCACCAGCUGUCCCACUCACUGAUUUUUACCUCCCGUUCUCUUCAGCGGUACCUCGCCACUCAGCAGCCGCCCGUGUGAGACUGCCGCACCAUCAGCACACGCCACUGGAGGGUGGGAGGAGGAAUCCGCGAGCGCGUGAUAGUGUUGCGUGGAGACCAGCAGGGUGACACAUUCGAGGCCCACAUCACCAUCGACAGCUACCCCACCAUUGCCCGCACCCGGCUCUGGACGACGGAGCCUCCGGUGUCGGGCAGGAUGGGAGCCGCCAGGUUCCCCGAGACAGUGAGGGUGGCGAGGCAGGUCAUGGGGGACGACGCAGAGGUGGCGUUCGGCAACCCGCUAGCCGUAGCCGUACACUAAUUCAUUGAGCUCUCAACUCUCUCGUGUACAGAGAGGCUUCAGGUCUGCCUGUCUGUCUGUCUGGCCAUCGCCACAGUAGCAGAUGGCAGGCAGGCAGGCAGGUGUGUUCGAGAGACAGACAGAUAAGUUGACGGAUGCAUUGUGUGUGGUGUGGCUGCCUGCACGGGGUGGGGAGGGGUACUUAGUUGAAUGGAUUGACAGACUGCCUUCCUGCCUGUGUGCCUGUGUGUGUGUGUGUGUGAGGCGGG
Messenger RNA from Vitrella brassicaformis, 1667 nucleotides. The record is from the annotation of a GenBank genome assembly. Lineage: Eukaryota; Vitrellaceae.